AUGGCCGCCGCUGCCGUUCGCCCUCUAGUUACCGUCCAUUCUCUCGACGGCGAUAUGAGCACUGAUCAUUCCAUCACAUUACCUCUUCCCGAUGUAAUGAAAGCUCCGGUUCGACCCGACGUCGUAAACCACGUCCACGCCCAGAUCUCAAACAACAGUCGUCAGCCUUACGCCGUAUCCAAGCUCGCCGGUCAUCAGACCUCCGCCGAGUCUUGGGGUACAGGAAGAGCUGUGUCGCGUAUCCCUCGUGUUCCAGGAGGCGGUACUCAUCGCGCCGGUCAAGCGGCUUUCGGAAACAUGUGCCGUGGUGGUCGUAUGUUCGCUCCGACGAAGAUCUACCGUCUCUGGCACCGUCGCGUCAAUGUUAAUUUGAAACGGCACGCGAUUGUUUCCGCGAUCGCUGCGACUGCUGUGCCUGCUCUCGUCACUGCCCGUGGGCACAAAAUCGAAGGUGUUCCGGAGAUGCCUCUUGUGAUAAGCGACUCAAUCGAGUCUGUGGAGAAGACGAGCGACGCGAUCAAGGUUCUGGAGCAGAUCGGAGCUUACGCUGAUGCUGAGAAGGCGAAAGAUAGUAUCGGAAUUCGAUCUGGUGUUGGGAAAAUGAGGAAUCGGAGAUACAUUUCUCGUAAAGGUCCGUUGAUUGUUUAUGGAAAUGAAGGAGCUAAUUUGGUGAAAGCGUUUAGGAACAUUCCUGGGGUUGAUUUGUGUCAUGUGGAGAGGUUGAAUUUGCUUAAACUUGCUCCUGGUGGUCAUUUGGGGAGAUUCGUUGUGUGGACUAAAUCGGCUUUUGAGAAGUUGGAAUCGGUUUAUGGAUCGUUUGAGAAGCCGUCGGAGAUGAAGAAAGGAUAUGUUUUGCCUCGUCCGAAGAUGGUGAAUGCUGAUCUUGCUAGGAUUAUCAAUUCUGAUGAGGUUCAGAGUGUGGUUAGGCCGAUUAAGAAGGAUGGGAAGAGAGCUGUGUUGAAGAAGAAUCCGUUGAAGAACUUGAAUGUGAUGUUGAAGCUUAACCCUUACGCUAAGACUGCGAGAAGAAUGUCUCUGUUGUCUGAAGUUGAGAGAGUGAAGUCCAAAACCGAGAAGCUUGAGAGGAAGAGAAAACCCAUCUCAAAGGAGGAAUCAGCCAAGAUCAAAGCAGCAGGAAAAGCGUGGUACCAGACCAUGAUAUCGGAUAGUGACUACACUGAGUUUGAUAACUUCACCAAGUGGCUCGGUGUCAAUCAGUAA
Microthlaspi erraticum is the source of this 1221-nucleotide messenger RNA. NCBI's taxonomy places the organism in Eukaryota, Viridiplantae, Streptophyta, Magnoliopsida, Brassicales, Brassicaceae. The record is from the annotation of a GenBank genome assembly.